Molecule: messenger RNA, 1590 nt
Organism: Hansenula anomala
Lineage: Eukaryota; Fungi; Ascomycota; Saccharomycetes; Phaffomycetales; Wickerhamomycetaceae
Exons: 1
Coding region: 1-1590 (529 amino acids)
Biological process (GO): transmembrane transport
Cellular component (GO): membrane
Molecular function (GO): transmembrane transporter activity
Source: RefSeq, a predicted model, not a curated record
AUGGCUCUUUUAGAUCGAUUUAACAAACAAACUACAAACUCAGAAGUUCAUGAGCUGGAUUCCAGUUCAGAUUCAGGCUCAGAUGCUAUCAAAGUUAAUGGUUUUGCCACCCAUGACGUUAAUGAACCAUACAUUGAUUUGUCAGUUGAUUUAGAUGAAAAAGAAUUGGCAAGAAGAUCAACAUGGUGGUAUAAAGUGUCUUUAUUCUUUUGGGAUUCAAUAGAUAAACAUCCAUUGGAAAGAUCAUUUUUAUUCAAACUAGAUUUUUUCCUUUUAAGUUCUUCAAUGUUGGGUUAUUUUAUCAAAACUCUUAAUCAGUCAAAUCUUGGUACUGCUUAUGUUAAUGGUAUGAAAGAACAUUAUGAAAUGAAUGGUAAUCAAUAUAAUUAUUUAACAACGUUAUGGACUGUUGGUUAUAUCAUUGGUCAAGUUCCUUCAAAUUUGAUUCUACAUAGAAUCUCUGCACGUUAUUAUUUGGCGUCAUUAGAAUUAUUGUGGGCUAUCUUAACAGUUUUGAUGGUUACUCCAAAAACAUUGAGUGGGAUGUACGCUUUAAGAUUCUUUAUUGGGUUGACUGAAUCUGGAUAUUUCCCUGGUUUAGAAUAUUUGAUUGGUUCUUGGUAUAGUCGUCAAGAAUUGUCUAAAAGAGCUGCAUUUUUCGGUUGUGCAGGUACAGCUGCUGGAUUAGUUAGUGGUCCAUUACAACAACGAAUCUUGACAUCUGAAUGGGCACAACAUGGAUUGAAGCCAUUCCAAUGGAUGUUUGUUAUUGAUGCUAUUAUUUCUGCCCCAAUUGCAUUUUACACAUUAUUUGUUGAUCCAAAUACACCAUCAACAACAACAGCUUUCUAUUUCAAUGAUACAGAUAAGAAAAUUGCAUUGGAAAGAAGAAGAAGAAUUGGUGCACAGUUGAAUACAAGAGAAGCUUACACACUGAAGAAAAUCAAAUCAUUUUUCAACACAUGGCAUAUUUAUGUCUUUCCAAUCUUGUUCCUUGCUUUCAACAAUGCAUAUCAACCAAUUACUUCACAAGUUUUCCAAUUGUGGAUGAAGAUGGAUUUGAAAUUAAGUUCUUAUGAUUAUAACAUUUAUCCUAUCGGUAUUUCUGGUGGUGGUAUUGGGUUGUCGUUAACAGUUGCAUAUGUGAAUGAUUACUAUAAAGGUCGUUUGACUCCAUAUUUGUUGUAUUAUAUGUUUGUAUCUGUCUUAUUCAGUUGUGUUGUUCUUGCAGUUUGGGAUAUUCCAGAAGGCUUGAAAUGGUAUGCAUACUUCGGUAUUGGUAUUCCAUUGAGUAUUGGUCAACCUUUGAUUUUCACUUGGGUGAAUAAAAUGUUGGCCUAUGAUGAUAUGAAAAGAAAUUUCCUUGUUGUUUGUACUAAUAUGUUGGCUUAUGUUACAGGUGCAUGGGUCCCUAUCUUAACGUUUGAUCAAACACAAGCUCCAAAAUUCCAUAUUGGAUUCAGUUAUACUGCUGGUUUAGGUGGUCUUGGUAUAGUAUGUACUACAAUUGUCUGGAUAUUGAGUGCGCGUGAUGGUAGACGAAAUAAACUUAGAGAGAAAGAAGCUGAAGAUAGUGCAUCAUCAGCUUAG